Molecule: messenger RNA, 564 nt
Organism: Poecilia latipinna (sailfin molly)
Lineage: Eukaryota; Metazoa; Chordata; Actinopteri; Cyprinodontiformes; Poeciliidae
Product: putative ATP-dependent RNA helicase TDRD9
Exons: 4
Coding region: 38-535 (165 amino acids)
Cellular component (GO): intracellular anatomical structure
Molecular function (GO): helicase activity; RNA binding
Source: RefSeq, a predicted model, not a curated record
CUUCUUUCUGGCUCUGAGUGUGACGGUCACUUCCAUCAUGAAGCCAGCCUUUACAGGGGAACAGAUUUCGAAGUGGUUCACAUCAGGGACCACACUCGCCACCUUGAACCUAAAAGAUAACACCGAAAGUUCUACUCCGGCAGAGCCCAGUCCGGUAAAACCUGAUGAUUCCAGCCAGAAAGCUGAUGUUGGACGGAUCCAAAACCCAGAACCUUCGAGGAGUCCUCCUCCUGUUUCUCCCUGCUCCAGUUUUGAAUGCCCAAGCUUACCCAUAACCAAAGACAAGGAGCAGCUAAUUUCCUUCAUAGAAAGCAACUCGGUUGUGAUCGUUCGAGGAGCCACCGGCAGUGGCAAGACCACCCAGCUGCCACAGUUCAUCUUGGACCACUACAAUGAGAAAACCGCCUCCUGCAACAUUGUGGUCACACAGCCGCGCAAGAUUGGAGCCACCAGUAUCGCUCGCUGGGUUGCUGCUCAGAGGAAGUGCAUCCUGGGCAGUCUGGUGGGAUAUCAGGUUGGUACACCUGUGAAGUAGUAAGUGAGUUUGUGUUUGACAUACUGAUG